Trifolium pratense (red clover) is the source of this 2046-nucleotide messenger RNA. RefSeq lists its product as uncharacterized. The record is from RefSeq and is a predicted model, not a curated record. NCBI's taxonomy places the organism in Eukaryota, Viridiplantae, Streptophyta, Magnoliopsida, Fabales, Fabaceae. The transcript has 3 exons. The coding region runs from base 270 to 1838 and encodes 522 amino acids.
AUAGGCUAACGACUAGUAACUUAUGAAUUAUUCGCUAUCAACUCAUUGAUUAUAAACUAACUUAUCAAUUUUUACCAAAUAGAUAGAGCCGGAUGUAAUUAUUGCGGGUGUUGGAAAUGUCCAAGUAACUGCGUUCAUAUCGACAGUACAACCCAAAUUACUUCAACUUUCAUAGUUCACUUCUUCACUCUUCCCGCUGUUUCUGUUUAGCGAAACCCAUUUCCCGAUAAACCCUUUUUCUUCCAAAGUUUGAAUCUUUUCAGCUUCUUAUGGAACAUCAACCCAAAACCGAACCUGGGUUAGGUUCAACUGACCAAACUAACUUGGAAGCCAUGACCAUUCAGGAACUUGUUUCAGUGUUGCGCACAGCUUUUCUGACAGAAGACUUUGAUAGAGUUGAAGAUGUUUUAGUCAGUAGAUAUAACAAACUCCAAACAGAGAAUCUACAUCUUCAAGAGAAGUUUGAAUUGGAGAAACUGAUGAGGUUUCAAGCUGAGGAAGAUUUGAUGAAAAGAGAGGAACUUUGUGAAAAAGGGAAAAAAGCACAGAAUAAUUAUGAAACAUUGUUGAAGGAAGUUAAGAAAAGUAGUUUAGUUGACACAAACAUCAUUGGAGAGCUAAGAAAGAAGAAUGAUGAAUUGGAGUUGGAAGUUUGUGAGCUGAGAAAGUUGAAGAAAAGAUGGAUGGAUGAUAGCAGUGCUCUUUCUGAACUAAUUCACAAAAGAAGCAAGGAUGCUCAAGGUGCAUCAUCGUCAUCAGUGACAACACAAACUAGAGAAGCUACGAUUGAUGCUGCCCAUUCUGGACAUGGAUAUUCUACUACCAGUUUAUGUAGGGAGAGUGCAGCAAAACAUGCACCUAUAGUAGAGAAUGACAACCUUCAUGUCUUAGAGGAGGUCAUUGUGACAGAUAGUGUUGUUGUCCCUCCAUCAGACAUGCAGGAACAAAUGGUUACACAAAACAAAGCAAAGAGAAAAAGGUUUGCCACGAACGCAUCUUCUAACUCCUUUGACAACUUCCACUUCAUAUCAUUGGUCCAUCAAGAGCGCUAUUCUAAGUUUAUGGCCAACAGAAAGUUUGUGCCUGAAAGAAAUAUUCGGUUGGAAGGGGACAAAUUCUCGGAUAUUCAAGCAAUGAUAGUGGCCAGAGGAUGGGUGGAAUUGACAUCGUUUGCAAAAGAGGCUAGUACGACAUUAGCUAAAGAGUUCUUUGCAAAUGCCUAUCAGGGUCCUUCUAAAGAAGAUGGGAAUGAUAAGAAUGAUCUGAUGCAAUUCACUAGUUUUGUCAGAGGGAAGAUGGUACCAUUUCAUGAUGAAAUUAUCAACCAAUUGUUUGGGCUUGAAAACUAUGAGCAAUGUUCCUUUGAAGCAAGAAAGGCCAAGGGUUCUAAAAUUGAUCAUCAGGAGAUUCAUAGUACUUUGUGCAAGCCCGAGGCGGAUUGGGUUAGGAAAAAAGACGGAUCACCAUUAAAACUUCGCACUAUUGACCUCACACCCAAUGCUAAAGCAUGGGCAACAUUUGUUUUGCAUACCUUGCUCCCGUGUUCAAAUGUGUCAGACUUGCCGAUUCAGAAAGCAACCUUGCUGACUGCAAUCAUUAAGGGUGAACCUGUCAAUGUUGGCCGUCUCCUGGCAGAUGACCUUUGGAGCACAGCGAACUGUUCUUCUCCCACGAGCUACAUCAACCAUGCCUCACUGAUCAGCAAGCUUUGUGAAAGGGUGGGGGUAUACCCUGAAAAGAAUGAGGAAAUGAUGAUGCCGUAUGGGUCAAUCACCGCGAAAUGGAUAGAAAAAAACUCCACUGCAUCAAGUAAAAUAUCUGUGCAUCCGCACAAGUAGCGCAAUGCUGUUUGUAAUGUUUAAGGUAUAUAUUAUAGAGUAGUAAUCUUUAAAGUUUUGUUAUAAAAAAAAAAGAGGGAAGUUAUUGGAAAUUGAUUGGUGACACAUGAACCAUAUUAAUCUGAACAUGAAAUUGUACUGACAACAGAGUCAAGAAAUUAUCUAAUUGCAUUGCAUAUUGUAAACAUGUCACUGCAUAGAUGUUUAC